Galeopterus variegatus (Sunda flying lemur) is the source of this 4309-nucleotide messenger RNA. Its product is annotated as protocadherin beta-8. Gene Ontology annotation, cellular component: plasma membrane. Gene Ontology annotation, molecular function: calcium ion binding. The record is from RefSeq and is a predicted model, not a curated record. Gene Ontology annotation, biological process: homophilic cell-cell adhesion. The transcript has a single exon. Bases 245 to 2650 code for a protein of 801 amino acids. NCBI's taxonomy places the organism in Eukaryota, Metazoa, Chordata, Mammalia, Dermoptera, Cynocephalidae.
UGCAGGAUAAGAAGGGACAAACAGGAACUGCAGCUGCGGCUCCAUUCACUGGCAAAGCUUACCAGCAGGUCCUGGAAGCACACGGGAAGCUUGGACACCACAGAAAGGACGACUGGGUCCUCUGAAAGGGACUACUCACCGGAAUAUUUCGGAGGUAUCUCGUGGAAUAACCACAGUCUCAGAUAUCGGAGAUUUUACAGUUCAGCAGAGCCAUCCUCGCAGGUAGCUGUACCAAGCAAGAACAAUGGAGGCCGGCGGGAAACUCACUUGCAGACAAAGGCAAGUCCUUUUUUUCUUUCUCCUCUUGGGCUUAUCUCUGGCGGGCAAUGCGGAACCUAGGCGCUAUUCUGUGGUGGAGGAAACUGAGGGCAGCUCCUUUGUAACCAGUUUAGCAAAGGACCUGGGUCUGGAGCAGAGGGAACUCUCCAGGCGGGGGGUUAGGGUCAUUUCCAAAGGGAACAAACUACAUUUGCAGCUCGAUCAGGAGACCGGGGAUUUGUUGCUAAAUCAAAAACUGGACCGCGAGGAACUGUGCGGUCAAACAGAGCCAUGUGUGCUACGUUUCCAGGUGUUGCUAGUGAGUCCCUUAGAGUUUUUUCAAGCUGAGCUACAAGUAAUAGACAUAAAUGACCACUCUCCGGUGUUCCUGGACAAAGAAAUGUUGCUAAAAGUAUCGGAGAGCAGUCCUCCCGGGACUACCUUUCCUCUAAAGAACGCUCAGGACUUGGAUGUAGGCCGAAAUAAUAUUGAGAACUAUGUGAUCAGUCCGAACUCCUAUUUUCGAGUGCUCACCCGCAAACGCAGCGAUGGCAGGAAAUAUCCCGAGUUGGUGCUGGACAAAGCGCUGGACCGCGAGGAGGAACCCGAGCUCAGGUUAACUCUCACAGCACAGGACGGCGGCUCCCCGCCCCGGUCUGGCGCCACGCAGGUCUACAUCGAAGUCGUGGACGUCAACGAUAAUGCCCCUGAAUUUGAGCAGCCUUUCUAUAGGGUGCGGAUCCCUGAGGAUAGCCCGAUAGGUUUCCUGAUAGUCACAGUCUCUGCUACGGAUGUAGACAUCGGAGUCAAUGGAGAGAUUUCCUAUUCACUUUUCCAGGCUUCAGAUGAGGUUAGCAAAACCUUUGAGAUCAAUCCCUCGACAGGAGAAAUUAGGCUGAAAAAACAACUUGAUUUUGAAACAAUUCAGUCUUAUGAAGUCAAUAUCGAGGCGAGAGAUGCUGGGAGCUUUUCUGGAAAAUGCAUCGUUCUGACUGAAGUCAUGGAUGUGAACGACCACGCCCCAGAAGUUACCAUGUCUUCGUUUACCAGUCCAAUCCCUGAGAACUCGCCUGAGACUGUGGUUGCAGUUUUCAGUGUUUCAGACCUUGAUUCGGAAGAAAACGGGAAAAUAAGUUGCUCCAUUCAGGACAAUCUACCCUUCUUCCUGAAAUCUUCCGUGGAAAACUUUUACACCCUUCUAACAGAAGGAGCGCUCGACAGAGAGAUCAGAGCCGAGUACAACAUCACCAUCACCGUCACCGACUUGGGGACGCCCAGGCUCAAAACCGAGCACAGCAUAACCGUGCAGGUGUCCGACGUCAACGACAACGCCCCCGCCUUCACACAAACCUCCUACACCCUGUUCGUCCGCGAGAACAACAGCCCCGCCCUGCACAUCGGCAGCGUCAGCGCCACAGACAGAGACUCGGGCGCCAACGCCCAGGUCACCUACUCGCUGCUGCCCACCCAUGACCCGCAGCUGGCCCUCGCCUCCCUGGUGUCCAUCAACGCGGACAGCGGACACCUGUUCGCCCUGCGCUCGCUGGACUACGAGGCCCUGCGGGCGUUCGAGUUCCGCGUGGGCGCGGCAGACAGAGGCUCCCCCGCGCUGAGCAGCGACGCGCUGGUGCGCGUGGUGCUGCUGGACGACAACGACAACGCGCCCUUCGUGCUGUACCCGCUGCAGAACGGCUCUGCGCCCUGCACCGAGCUGCUGCCCAGGCAGGCCGAGGCGGGCUACCUGGUGACCAAGGUGGUGGCGGUGGACGGCGACUCGGGCCAGAACGCCUGGCUGUCGUACCAGCUGCUCAAGGCCACGGAGCCCGGGCUGUUCGGCGUGUGGGCGCACAACGGCGAGGUGCGCACGGCCCGGCUGCUGAGCGAGCGCGACGCGGCCAGGCACAGACUGCUGGUGCUGGUCAAGGACAAUGGCGAGCCGCCGCUGUCGGCCACCGUCACGCUGCACGUGCUGCUGGUGGACGGCUUCUCGCAGCCCUACCUGCCGCUGCCGGAAGCGGCGCCGGAGCAGGCGCAGGCCGACUCGCUCACCGUCUACUUGGUCAUCGCGUUGGCCUCGGUCACCUCGCUCUUCCUGUCCUCGGUGCUCCUGUUGGUUGCGGUGCGGCUGUGCAGGAGGCGCGGGGCGGUGUCGGAGGGUCGCUGCUCGGUGCCUGGGGGCCGCUUUCCGGGCCACCUGAUGGACGUCAGCGGUACGGGGACCCUGUCCCAGAGGUACCAGUAUGAGGUGUGUCUGAUGGGAGAGUCAGGGACCAGCGAGUUCAAGUUCCUGAAGCCGAUUAUGUCUAAUUUCCAGGGCCAUUCCCCUGAGCCAGAAGUGGAAGAAAACUCCAAGUUUAGGAAUGACUUUGGUUUCAGCCUUCAGUUAAAAUAAUUGGUUUUUAUAUUCCACAUUUUAAUUUUUUAGGAUAAAUUCGACGUGAUGUUUUUUUCUGUCAGCCUAUUGGGAAUUUUUAAAUUACCCUAAACUUGACUGCAGGCUUUCUCAUGUUGUCACUAUAUUUGAAAAAUGGUAUCUCAUCUCUUUGCAUGACUAUACCAAUCCGAAUGGUCCUACUUCUUGCCUCUCAAAAAGUAAUGAGGUCAGUAUUUGUAUAAAUUCUUUUUCUGCAACAGCUUAGGAAUGUAUAAGGAGGGGAAACAGUGGAAAAUUAACCCUAUAUAAUCAAUUUUAGUUCCUUGUAGGUUUUCUUAUUAAUUCCUAAAUUAUUAGGUAUAUACAGAGCAGUAAUGCACUAACACACUGAAGUCUAGUCAGGAAAGCAAGAGAACUGGUUUAGUGAGGUGUGGCUCUUGCUUUAUUCUGCCCUCAUACACUAAUCUUCUUUGAUGCUGUUUUCUCUUAAAAUGUUACAUAAUUGUGCUUCCUUAAAAAUAUGUCAGUAUUAGUUAUAAUUAUUUUAAAUUGUUUUUCAUUUACUUUCUCUGGUGUUAAAAGAGGAGAAACCUUCAUCACAUUUAUCUAGUGUAAUGAAGUGCAUGAUAAUAAAAUUGGCUUUUCCUCCUUGAGAAACAUUGACCCAUGUGUGACAGAAACUGCAGUGGCCACCCAAUAUUCAUUUAUAUUUUCUUCAAUAACAAAUCCGAAAUUUCAUUUAGGGCUUUAGUCUGCUUAGUUAAAAGAAUACAUUGUCACAGCCUCUUUGGCAGCUGGAACCUGACAUAUGACUAGAUUGUAGCCCAUGAGAUGUGUAUACAUAUUUGUAGGAGACCUUCAAGAAGACUGUUUAAGGAGAGUUGACUCAUCUAGGAAGGGGUCCCAUUUUUUCCUUCUUUAACUGCUUCUUGCUGCCUGAAAUGUGUAUUUCAUGCCUGGUACAAAAACAGCAAUGUUAGAACCUGAUAAUGGAAACAAUGGACUAAGACAAUCAGUACAGAAUAAACUCAAAAGACACUGGGGUCCCUGGUGACCAUGGAGUCAUCAUGUCAUCCCUGCACUGCUUACUUCUGAACAUUUUUUUGCUUAAGAAAUAAAGGAACUUCUAUCCCAUGUAAGCCACCAUGAUUUUAGUUUUUAUGCUUCCACCAGUGGAAUGUAAUCAUAAUUCUUUAACAGUAAAAUUUGACUGUGCAGUUUGAUCUGACUGAUCUUUUUCAGCUUUUAUUUCUUGAUUUCUAAUGUAGUUAAAUGUAGUACACAAAGUGCUUUACAUUCAUUGGCUUUUAAAUCUUUUUCCAAAACCUAAGAAGAUUGGCAUAUUAUCCCCUUUUUUACAUAUGAGAAAACUGAGGUGUAGAAAGAUUAAGUAACUUGCUCAUAAUUCUGCAGUAAUAAAAGGAAAAAAUCGAAAUGUAAUCUAUGUCUACCCAAAUCUAAUGCCUCAGUUUUUAACCAAUAUGCUCUAUUGGCAGGCAUUAACUGGUAGCCCUGUUUUCCUAACUAAGGAAGUAAAAUCCAUCUAUUAUUCUUACUCCUAUACACUAAACUCUCAUGUAGAAAUAGAACUUUCAGUCUAUAGUUUGUAUUUCUUUCUAUACUGAUGACUGUACCACUCUAGAUCAAUAAACCCAAAGUUCUUUGCUGUUCUUCUUG